AUGCAGCCGCUCCAGUUUACCUUCAGGGACAGCUUCCUGAAGAGUUUGAAGAUGCUUCAGCACGAGAUCAACCAGACACAGCAGGACCUCAGCGUCGCCGUGCAAGUAGAGGCCAAGCCGACCAAGCUUGUUGACCUGAGCCCCACUGGCUCGGAGUUGGCUCUGCAAAGGGUGGCCAUCAGAAACAAGUCAAAGAGCGGCAUUCUCAAAGACCCGGCUUCUGCGGCUGUGCCCUCUGACCAGCAGGGCUCCAGCUAUGAGCAGGCGAAGGCCUGGAUGGAGAGCGAGGCCGGUCAGGAGAUGCUCAGCAAAGCUCGCGAGAGAACUCCGAAUGCCGUGGAGGUAGAUGUGGAGCUUUGUGCACCGCGACUACACUUCAAGGUGCGUGAGAAGGCGUCAGUGGAGGUGUCUUUCGGCACGCUGAAGCUGAAGACCACAAGCGAAGAUCACGACCUAGACGAGCUGGACAAGAUCGAGAUGGAGAUGACUUUACAAAAUACUCAGCUGUCUGUCCGAAAUCGAUCCGGGUCGGAGCAUGUCCUCCUCUCGCCUGUGAUGCUCUCUACGACGUUGUUCUACUCGCCGAAGGUAGCGCAAGUCUGCGUCGUUUUGGGCCCGGUGCGGAUCAAUGCCUCUCCUGUAAUGCUGCAGAUCCUGGCCACCGUGCCCAAGGUGCUGCAGGAUGCCCUGGCUGAUCCAGUCGACCCAGAUGCACCGGAGGCUGCUCUGUGCUGUGCACCCUCAGACUUUCCACAGAUGGAGCCAGUUACACAAGCCAAUGAGGAAGCACCGAAGGCGAAGGCAGCACCGAAGCAGACCUGGCAGUUCGUUCUGGACAUGGAGCACGUUGAGGUCGAGCUCCGAAGUGACGCCGAUCCCAAUGCGCCUGUGCUUCGUCUGAACGGUUGCCUGCAAGCGGUGGAAGUGCGCAUGGAGGACGACAAGGUGACCAUCCCCUUGGAGACCUCAGUGAUGGCGGAUCCAGGCGAUGACCCUGGAGGUCUGGGCCAGAACUGCCAGAAGCGCAAACAAAUGCUCCGCCUGAGCGUGGAUGGCUACAAUAUGGAGGUGGGGCGGUUCGAGCCUGCGCUCGAGUCCUUCGAAUUGGCUUGCCAAGUUACCAAAGAAGAAGUGACAGGUUUGCACGUUCAUCUAAUCGGGCGGAAACCUUUGCUGGUCAAUAUCAACCCAGUAUUCCUGCGUCGGCUCACUUGGUACGGCACACGUUUGGCGGACUCUUUGGUUCCCAUGCCCGAGAACCCUGGACCAACUCCAGUGCGCUACGCCUUGCUGAACUUGACACCGGUGAAGAUGAGGCUACGGAUGAAGCUGGUGAGUGGCGAGGUGGCCUUCAUGGACGUAGCUCCUACUGGUGACGCCUGGAGAUCAUUGGACCAUCUGGAAGUGGAGUUUCCCCCGCUCAUCCACAUUUCUGUCGCAACUCCUGGGCCAACCCUGAGGAACGCGGCGACCGCGAGCCACGCCACGGUCGAUCUUGGUCUGCUCAAUUCCGCGAGGAUCCCGAACACGCCGUACAUGGUCCAGCUGCUUCGACCGAGCGUGGAGGGUGCCCUGAUUCUGAUCUCGACGUCGGUCCGUAUCUUCAAUGAUACAACAGUUAACUUGGGAUUGCGCUUCGGCAAUCAGCAUGCGCUGUGGACGAGCUGCGCUCAGAGGAAGUUGCUGUUCGAUCAGCUGCUUCAAGAUCAUGAUCAGAAGGUGAACGAGGUUAAACACCCAGGUGCUGUUCCCUGCUGGCUGAUGCCGCGAGGCUUCGUAAGCCCGCCCCUAGUGCCGCCUACGAAGCCGGAGAGUGAGUCGGAGGAUGAGUCGGACGAAGACGAGCUUAGGGAAGAGGACAUGAAUUGGGAGAUGCGCCUGUCUUCGGGUUCGAGCGUGUGGAAGAGGGCCAAGUUGACGCAUGCUUGCAAGUUCUCCAGCAUCCAGCUCGGGUCCGAGAGCGAGAAAUUUUCUGUCCUCGCUGUGUGCGACUACGAAGUCUCCGCCCCCCCAGCUGCAGUGAACAUGCUCAAUGUGCGGCUCUUGCCUCCUCUGCAGCUGGUGUCUUGCAUGCCCUGCGAUGUGGAAGUCUCUUAUGCGCUCCAGUCUCCUUGGGAGAAGACAGACAAGCAGCACGAGUCGAUCACGCGACUCCUUGAGCAGACAGGAACCAUGCCCAUCUAUGACGUGCACUUCCCCGGUACAGUGUACAUUCGAGCCCGUCUGCUGCCACAUGGUGAAUGGUCGACCUGGGCAGAACUGCUGCUCGAGGAUGAGGACAUUGGGGAGGAAGAUCGGCUCCUGAGCCGCCUCGAGGGAGAGAUGACGGUCGAGUCGGAGCAUCAUGCGGACUUCACAAUGUCCAUCCUGGAUAAGGGCAAUGGCAAGGUGAUGCUGUGCUGCCAGACGUGGCUGAUUGACAGGUGUCACUUGGAUAUGAGCGUCACUGCUGAGAAGAAGCCUUUGGUGGAUGCUGGAGAGGGCCUCCACUUGUGUGGAUCACUUGGAACGAAGUACUGCUUGGAGCGGGACGGCAAGUUUGGCCCAAAUUUUUCACUUCCGGCAGGCCUUGCAGACUGGACCGUGACAUCUGCGCCGACAGGGCGAAUGAUGUGCAUUCGUUCGACAGCGCUUCAAGGGCAGGAGGACAACUUGGUCCGAGUUCUCGAGCUGCUGCCGCGUUACGUGGUGGUUAACGAGCUGCCCUUCGAGGUGGAGUUUAGGGCCGGCACAUUCGAUGUCAUUGUGGAUGCGCGCAAGACCCUCAUGCCUCGGUUCACGGUCGAAAGCCUGCAGUUCCGCGUCAGAGAGAGGACAUCGACCUGGUCCUCAGAGAUUCCUGUAACGGAGAACUCAGCAGGCUGCUACAGCAUCUUGCUUGGAGAAGAGUGUUACAUCGUGGAGAUCCGGUCCGACCAUGGUGUCAUGUACUUCAUCGUCCGGGAGGGCAGCAUGUUCCGACUGUCGAACAGCAUUCCUCGUCAAGUUUGCGAGAUUCACGUGCGCAACAUGAUCUUCCGCGCCCACCCUGGCGAAGCUUGUUUCUUCGCUUGGCUGGAUCCGUUUGAUAAGGACAAGGAGCUCGAAGUGGAACUGGUUAUCGGGGACGAUGACUUCAAGGUGGAUCCUCGAACAGCUUACCGAAAGAAGCUUCGCGGUGGCCUGGAGCUUUACAGCACGUUCGACAAGGACCAUACGAACUUGGAAGUGAGGAUGCGCAGCGAGACGGAGAGUACGGCGAAAACUGUGCUGGAUGUGAUUCUGCCGCGGAUUGGCGUGUCAUUGGUCGGCCGCGUGCAGAGCAG
Messenger RNA from Symbiodinium sp. CCMP2456, 3305 nucleotides. The record is from the annotation of a GenBank genome assembly. Lineage: Eukaryota; Dinophyceae; Suessiales; Symbiodiniaceae.